Frankliniella occidentalis (western flower thrips) is the source of this 1115-nucleotide messenger RNA. Its product is annotated as U6 snRNA phosphodiesterase 1. Gene Ontology annotation, biological process: U6 snRNA 3'-end processing. Lineage: Eukaryota; Metazoa; Arthropoda; Insecta; Thysanoptera; Thripidae. Bases 75 to 917 code for a protein of 280 amino acids. The record is from RefSeq and is a predicted model, not a curated record. The transcript is spliced from 5 exons. Gene Ontology annotation, cellular component: nucleus. Gene Ontology annotation, molecular function: 3'-5'-RNA exonuclease activity.
AUGAGUAUGAGAAACAUUUGGAGCUACAGCUCAGCAGUUGGGCGCGUAUUUUGGUUUGAAGUUCCCACUGGAGAAUGACAUCGUCGGGUGGUGCUUUAAACCUGCUGACAACUUACGGUUCUAGCAGCGAUGACAGUGAAGAAGAAAUCCCUGGUCCAAGAGUGUCAGUCAAACGAACUAUUGGGGGCCUUGACACCACAGAAAAUAAGCCUAAAAAGUUCGCCACUGAUAAUCAGAAUAAAAGAUUGCCGUUACCUUCUGUCUUCUUACAAUGUUUGAAUGACAGAACUGAUCAACCGAUAGAUUUCCCUCAUCAGCACAACGAACGCAUACGAUCAUUUCCACAUGAAAGAGGCAACUGGGCUUCCUACGUCUUCAUAGCAGUAGAACCAACUCUGUCUCUUCAAUCUUUUAUUGAUGUAGUGUGUGCAACAUUUGAUGAAUCAAUUAAUCUUAAAAGGAACAAUGACCUUCAUGUUAGUUUAUCCAAAACCGUUGUUGUGAAGCAUCAUUGGAUUGAUUCUAUUUCAUUAUCAGUCCAAAGUAUAGCUCAUUCACUGGCCAGGUUUUCUAUUUGUUUUGGUGAUGUCAAAGUGUAUACAAAUGAAGAAAAGACUCGUACUUUUAUUGGGAUUGUUAUUACUGCUGGUCAUGAAACACUUUUAAAGAUUACUCGUAUGGUGGAUAAUGUUUUUGCAGAUUUCAAGCUUCCGUCUUUCUAUGAGGAUGCUUCAUUUCACAUCAGUAUUGCAUCAUGUGUGGGAAAUCAUGUUGAUGUUCUGAAUUCUGAGAUUUCAAGACUUCAGUCUUCUCUUAAUAUGUUUAUCCACUCUCAACCUUUGGAAUGGAGCAUGAGUGUUGAAAAAAUUCAUUUUAGAACAGGAAACAAAUAUUUCAAUUUUAACUUAGUCUUAUAAUCAUAUAUACUGCAUAAACUGCUUUACUUAGGCACAAAGCUAGGAGGCAUUAAGACAAGAAUUUCACAAAUUUUACCUCGCUAACCAGGGAGAAAUGCGUAGUGAGGAUUAUAAUGGCUUUCGCUUGUGUGCACUGUACUGUUACUGAAAAUUAUUUCUUACAUUGUCCUAAGAACAAUAAAUUUUUUAUUAAAUCAC